UAUCUAAAACAUUUCCUUCAUCUAGGCCAUUUCAGCAGUAUUAUAUUACUUAUAUCAAGAAAUAAAACAAAAAGGGGAAAAAAGCACAUAGUAUCAUUUAGGGAAUUCAUCUCUGUUAGAAUGAUAUAUGUAUUCAGAAUCUUUUCUAUUUCUUUAACCAUAGUCAAACAAAUGUUUCUUUUUAAAAUAUUCUCUCUGGUAGACCCCAUCAUCUAUUUUCUUAAUUUUCACUUUGAUCUUUUUCCUUUGACCAGUAUCUUUCUUGAUCAAUGUGUUUUGCUGAAUCAAAAAGUUUUUCCAUAUAUUCAUGACUGUUGCUGUAGGUAUAAGAAGUAAAUCGAAUAAAGUGUUUUUAUGUGAGGCUUUUGUCUUUCCAUGUUUCUUGAAAAUCUUUUUCUCUUUCUCCUUCUUUGCAUCUCUUAUCACUUCCUUUCUCUCUGAUGUUUUCAACAUCUCUACAUUCCAUUUUGUCCAAUCUGUUUUUUUGUCCUCAGAUUUACUUUGUGGUCUUAAGGGAUGACAACUCAUCAUCUUUAAUAAUAGAGAUAUAAGAUUGGGGAAAUAAAAUCCCAAAAUCCCACAAGAGUCAAGUUCUACUGUUUGCUAUGGGUAAACCUUUGUUUAAUACAGCACUGAACUUGAACUCUACUUCCUAAAUAAACAAAAACAACUUAGCUAUGAUAUUGGACUAAAAUAUUUCAAAUAUCAUAUGAUGUACUCUAAGUACAUAUGCAACAGAUGAAUUUAUUUGCUUUCAUUGCCUAGUAAGGGGUCCAAAUUGAUUUCAGAAGAUAUAGAUUUUUAUCUGGCACCCGUAGUGGAAUAUGAGUUUGGUUGUUUAUCUACUGGGAUGUGAGCCUUCUAGGCAUAAUAUUCUUGAUGGUUUUUGAAAGUUAGGAGCUUAAUGUUGAAAGGGUUACUGUUCUUAAAUGUAGUCGUCAUUUAAUAGAUUCAUAUCUUCAUGUCUUUCAUUCCACCUUUUGCAUCUUCCCCCUCAGGCAGGAGGUACAGCUCGUCAUAAAUACUGAUCUACUUAAUUGUUCCUCUUCAGUGUUCUGCCCACAUUCAUAUUUCACUGCUCGGUCCAAUUUUCUCCUCAUUCUAGCUGUACUGAGUCCUGUGUAAGAAUUCUUGUUCUGGAUCCAGAAGAUAUUCAUGGACUUCACCAUUAAUAUUUGGGUCUUCUUAAUCCUACUUUACUGGCCAUGGGAUUCAGAGACACGAAAAUAUGAAGACAUCCUUAAGGUGCCAAAUGGAGGACGAUGGGGUACCUGGGGAGAGAUAAUAUUAUGUCCCACAGGACAUGUUAAUGGCUUCGCACUGAAGAUGCAACCAUCCCAAACAAUCUGGGCUGACGAUACAGGAGGUGUCAACAGUAUUCGUCUUGAAUGUACCGAUAGGACCAUCAUUGAAACUAAGAGUGGACGACGGGGCAAUUGGACAGAAUUUCAGGAAUGCCCCAGAGGCAACUUCAUUUCUUUUGCUCUCAACAUGGUAGAACAUAGAGGACUACUUGAUGAUAUGGCAGUUAAAAACAUCCAAUUUAGUUGUGAAAAAGGAACUGUACUAACGGGACCACCACACAAUGGGCCAAACUUUCGUCCGUGGAGCAAACAUUGCCAUGUUGGCUCCAUAUGUGGAAUGCAGGUAAAGACUGAGGACGUUCAAGGAUGGAGAGAUGAUACAACAAUCUGUGAUGUGAAGUUUUUCUGCUGUGAUUGAACCAAAAGUCUUUGGCACCACUAAAGCACAUCUGCCUGUGUUCUAUUGGAUUUGUCUGAAAUGAAUCCAAGCACAAUUAAUCUAAACCUUAAACAAGGAGUUUUAUGCGAUUUAACAGUUCUGUUGUAAAUAGCAUGGUUAAUUACAUUAAAAAAUGAAUUGUUUAGUUUUUAUCUAUACAUAUGAACAUAGCAAAUGUUUAAUAUAUAUCUUAAAAUGUA
Crotalus tigris (Tiger rattlesnake) is the source of this 1943-nucleotide messenger RNA. Its product is annotated as vitelline membrane outer layer protein 1-like. The transcript is spliced from 4 exons. The record is from RefSeq and is a predicted model, not a curated record. The coding region runs from base 1156 to 1722 and encodes 188 amino acids. Lineage: Eukaryota; Metazoa; Chordata; Lepidosauria; Squamata; Viperidae.